Molecule: messenger RNA, 7043 nt
Organism: Cherax quadricarinatus
Lineage: Eukaryota; Metazoa; Arthropoda; Malacostraca; Decapoda; Parastacidae
Source: RefSeq, a predicted model, not a curated record
CGAGUUGAGAGAAAGAAGCAGUCAGUGCACUUAAAUAUUUCCUGUGGGGAACAUACGUUGUGCUACAUAGCAACCAUAACCCUGGAUAACUAUACACGUUCAUACAUAGACUAGUGCCUUCUCGUCAGUGUCCUUGGGCAUGCAGUAGAGUCAGAAAUAUACCAGCUGUAAUAAUGAGACACGAGUAGAUGGGAGAUUUUUCUCCACAGUCUUCGUUACCUCUGAAGAAGUUAUUCAACGCCGAAAUAGAGAUCGUCACUGUCAAUCCAGAUGGUCUAAGGAGGAAAUAUUUGUACUAAGGAUGAUGGCGGCGGUGUUGGUGGUGGUGGUGUUGGUGAUGGUGGGGAUGGUGGAGGCUGAAGUGCCGUGUGUGGAGGUGAGUGACAGACUUACUCUGCCUUGCCUCUGCAACACACAAGAUCACAACAUCUCCAUCAACUGCGACAAUGUGGCCUUUCCAGGAGACUUUCCUCUGCUGCCCUUCAAGAUGAACAUCGUGGAGUUCACUCAGAGAAACGCAGGGAUCCAGGCACUGCGAGGCCAACUCUUCACCGCCUCUGACCUCCCCCUCAGGAAGGUGGACUUCUCAAGGAACGCCAUCCGUCGAUUGAACAAGGACGUACUGGAAGGACUCGAAGACCACCUGCUCGAGUUGAACCUCGACCACAACCUUCUGGGCAAUAAUUAUAAUCCUAUCUUCUCCUCCUCCGAAAUCGCCAAACUUACGUCCCUUCAGACGCUGAACCUCGCCUACAACCACAUCCGGGAGGUGGACACGGGACUCCUUACCUCACUGAAGGAUCUGGAGGUCCUACACCUGGAGGGCAACAGCCUCCUAGCGAUGCCCUCUGCCACCCUUCGUGGCCUCGACAACCUCAAGGUCCUCACCCUCCAGGAGAAUGACAUAGAUGUCAUGAAGAAGUCUUGCCUGGCCGAGGUUCCAGACUUGUUAUUCCUCAAUGUUUCUCACAACCGGAUCAUCAACAUUGACGAAGAUGCCUUCAAGGAGCUCUCCCAGCUCGUCACCCUUGACCUCUCACACAACAGGCUGUCUGCGGUGCGAGGAGGAGCACUCCAAGGUCUUCAGAAUUUAGAAGAGCUGGACUUGUCUUCUAAUUUCCUGCCGGAGAUACCAGCCAGCGCCUUGAAGGACCUGACUAAGCUGAAGACGCUGGUCAUGCAUGAUAACCUCAUCCAGACUCUGGGAGGUGUGGUGGCCCUGGGACCCCUGGUGAGCCUGCAGCAGCUGGACCUGACCAGGAACAAUAUCGGGGAGCUUCCUACAGGCACCUUCAGGCAGCUCUCCGGCCUCAGGUCGCUCAAGCUAGGUGUCAACUCCAUCAGGAAGGUUGAGAAGGAUGCUUUCGAAGGCCUGACUUCUCUGGAGAUCUUGCAGCUGGACGAUGACAACAUCCUGGCUAUACCAUGGGCAGCCCUAGCUAAGGUCCGGACGCUGACGACACUCAGUCUGGAUUACAACCGUGUCGGGGUCAUCUCUGCUACCAGCCUCCAGACGGUGAUUGGUCUCUUCCACCUCUCCAUUGCCCACAACAUCAUCAGGGAGCUUCCUCAGGGUACCUUCUCUAACUUCACAGACCUGGAAAGCUUGAACCUUUACGGGAACCAGCUGCAGAACCUCGUUCCAGAGAGCUUGCUGGGCCUGAGAGAGAGCUUGAAGGAGCUCAACCUGGGUCUGAAUCUCUUGAGCGAGCUGCCGCAGUUCGACUUCCCGCUGCUGAAUACGCUUAUCUUGUCGAAAAACAACAUCACCAGUCUGCCGUCUGAUGCGUUCGUACUCCUCCCGGAGUUAAAGAUGCUGGACCUGAGUGAGAAUCAUUUAUCCUCACUUCCUGUAACUCUCCUCCACCCGGUGAAGAAACUCUCAACACUUGACCUUAGCAUGAACCAGAUUGCUGAGAUACGACCCGGCCAGUUUAACGAGUCGUUCAUUAACGUCAUUAAUCUGCAGCACAAUGAGAUUAAGGAGAUUCCAAGCGAAGCCUUCAAAGACCUGCUCUUCUUGCAUACUCUGGAUCUUAGCUACAACGCAAUCAGAAGCAUUAGCGAUGCAGCCUUCCUCAACAUCGCUCUUUUGCACAUCCUUCGUCUCAACAACAACAUGUUGCCAUCCUUCAAAAAGGAAUACUUCACUACUAUUCCAGCAGAGGUGACGGAGUUAAGGAUCCUGGACUUGAGCCACAAUGAUAUCACUUUCCUCCAGCCACUGGCCUUCCAGCUGCACUCUAAGCUAAAUUGGUUGAGUUUAUCACACAACCGCCUCUCUUUUUUCCUCCCGGAGAUUAUUCGUGACCUCAGAGAUCUGGAGCACCUUGACGUUGAGAGUAACCAGAUCAAAACAUUGGAGGCUAAUGACUUCGCCAAUGCUCCACACUUACGCGAAUUAAACUUAAGAAACAACUUGAUAGAUUCUGUGGUGGAGACUGCCAUGCAGAACUCAACCCAGCUCCAAACACUUGAUUUAAGUCACAACAAAAUUGAUGUACUGCCUGAAAACGUGUUUCUAGGAAUUUCUCGGCUUCACCUAGAUUUGAGCCACAAUAAACUGUAUACCCUUCCAGAAAUGAUAUUCCAGAGAACUAAGAUUCAAAAGCUUCAGUCGGUGAAUCUAGCUCACAACGAUUUUGAGCAAGUGCCCGUGGACACCCUCCGUCAGCAGUACUUCUUCCUCAGUGACCUCAACAUGGCUCACAAUAAGAUAAAAAACGUGCCAAGUAACGCCGAUAUUCUGGUUAACAUCAAGACGCUGGACUUAUCCUAUAACCCACUGACUCCAGAAGCUGUAUAUAUCUUAUUGAAUGAACCCAAGACAGUACGGCACCUGAACCUUGCAGGCACUAAUGUCACGGAAGUUCCUGUUAUUGAAGCACGCUUUCUUCUCUCUCUCAAUCUUUCUGACAACAACAUUGUUGAAGUUAAAGAAUCGUCCUUUGAACUCACUCAGAGUUUGCAAGACUUAGACAUGUCCAAAAAUCUGAUACCCAACCUGAGUUACGGUCUUGCCAUGGCCUGGCCCAAAAUACCAGACCUCCGUAGGUUGGACGUUUCUCACAACCCUCUCGCCUAUAUUGUCCGCGGCGACUUCAACUACUUAAGUAAUCUCGAAGUUUUACGAGCUGCUUAUCUUCCACGAGCCAACAGAGUUGAACGCCUUGCUCUCACUCCUCUUCGUUCCCUGAGAGAACUCUACCUGCACACGCUACCUUUGCUUGCUGUGCUGGACGUACGCGGCAUCCUGGAAGGCCAUCCAGGCCUGGAGGUAGUAGACAUUGAGCUAACUGAUAGAGAGGUACAUGACCAACUUCAUCCUGCCUUCUAUCCUCGCCUGCGCAGUCUCACUGUUCGAGGACGUUCAGUAGAAGCCUUAUCAGGAGGUGCUUUUGCUGGCAUUAACAGUCCUGAUCUGACAAUCGGUCUUGUAAACACUAGCGUAAGCAAUCUUCGUUCUAACGUAUUUUUCCCAGUGCCAAUGUCUUCCAGGAUUCGGUUGGAUAUAUCAGAAUCAAAAAUUACAUCGCUCAGUCCACAGUUCUUAAGCACUCUUGAUUCACGCCAGCGGCACCUUCGUCUCUCUGGCCUGGGGUCAAACCCUCUCUUCUGCGACUGCAACAUAAGAACUCUACGGCGGUGGUUGGUGGGCCAUGCCCGAGACAGCCUCUAUAACGUGACCUGUAGUGCACCAAUAAGUCUGAAGGGUGUCGCCCUGACCACUCUCAAUGAGGCUGACCUGAGCUGCGAGGGACAACCCACGACAACUACCACUGACCCGCCUCUCUUCACCACAACGCGGCGCAGACCUGCAACAACUGACAACAUUAUCACCUUUGAAGACAUGACUGGCCGUCCAAGUGAUGAAAUAAACGAGAUCGAGGGUGCAAAUUCUCCCUCACACUCCAGCAGCGGCCUCACUAACAUGGACAACAUAAUUAUCGGCAUAGUAGGUGGUGUCGUGGCCUUUGUAGCGUUACUUAUCAUUAUUAUCUGUCUAAUUCGUCUCCGCUCCGACUCUCAGUAUCGUGGAGGCCCUCUAGCGGGACCCCUGGCCAUGAGAAACCACAACAACUGCACCUGUCUUAAACCUCCUCCACCCCCUGGAAGCUGGGGGAAUUACCCAGGACAGUACCCAACUCUGCCCCCUCCAGCAUCCUCCCGUGCUGGCACCCUUAAGAUGCUGCCUCCACCUACCACGCCCAUUCCUCCACCAUACGGCACGUUGGGAGCCAACAGCGGGCGAAACUACUACCCAAACCACGCAUACUACAUGGGUUAUCCCCCGGAGAGUGAACAUGGAGAGCAUCGGUAGCCACAAAGCAUUUCAUCUAAUUGCUGAGUCCUUAGUUCCGUUAUCUCUCAACCAGUGCUGGUUGAGACGUGCCAUUCUCUAGGGCCUUUCUGGUGUGUUUUAUCCGUGCCCUUGACAGGCCAGCUCACCCUACACACCAGUCAGUACCCUGUGUUAGAUGAGGCCAUCUCAACUUAUUAUAAUUCUCUCAGUUUCCCUUAGCUCAAUACUGUUUUCUUUCUCCUCCACUCGCAAUCAAAGAAAACUCAUGUAAAUAGACGCAUACUAGUUCUAAUUCUAAUAAUAUCUAUUACAUAUAUUUAUGUAUAUCAGAUUGUAUUACAUGUGCCUAGAAUCCUGUAGAUUCUAAUGAAAUGUUUAUGUUAUAUAAAUGCAUUGUGAACAAAAUUAUGCAUAUAUGUACAUGCUCGGAUUUCAGCUUGUGUUUGUGCUAAUAUUAGCAAGCAUUUGUUUGUCCUUGAUUGUAUGUGUGUUUGCCCUAGCCAUAUGUAGACAGCACAUAUGUAGUGAAACAUGUGAACAUGGUUUCUCUCAGAGAAGUGCAGCCAGGCACCUGGGGAAACUGGAAAUGUAGUAUCUUAUGUCUGUUACCUUGGGUAAUAUAUAUCGAACCUGUAAUGCUUCGGGCAUCACAGGCUCCAUAACGAGGUGCAUACAAGAGUACUGGCUGAGUGCCAUCGCCAGACGCGCCGAGUGUCGAAGUUGAUUAAAUAAUUGGGAUUAAGGUACGAUGGACCAAGAGUGUCCCAGACUUUACUGAGAAGCAAUGUGUGAGAGUGGCUAUAUAUCUGCGACAUGGUGGACGCUGGUAUUCUCCAGUACUGUGGAAUGGUGCUGGUAUUCUCCAGUACUGUGGAAUGGUGGACGCUGGUAUUCUCCAGUACUGUGGAAUGGUGGACGCUGGUAUUCUCCAGUGCUGUGGAAUGGUGGACGCUGGUAUUCUUCAGUACUGUGGAAUUGUGGACGCUGGUAUUCUCCAGUACUGUGAGAUGGUCAUUGCUUCACAUAAGUACAAUAAUCUAAUAAUGGAAGUGUUAAAUUAUAUUGUUAUGUGAAGGAGAAGCUACAAGAGAAGUCACUCUAGAGGACCAGGGGAGAGUACACACAAGCUGUGUUAUUGUCUUGUGAAGGAUUGACUACUCUAGAGGACCAGGGAAGAGUACACACAAGCUGUGUUAUUGUCUUGUGAAGGAGUCACUACUCUAGAGGACCAGGGAAGAGUACACACAAGCUGUGUUAUUGUCUUGUGAAGGAUUGACUACUCUAGAGGACCAGGGAGAGAGUACACACAAGACACGUAUACAAUGAGAAACUUGUCACUAAAGACGUCAAAUAAGUGAAUAUAGAAUAGCCAACAAGUAGCAAAAACCAAACAAACACAAUAAAAACAAACGCAAUAAAAACAUUAUCUUUAUUACCACGACAUUUCACCCAGUUAAUAAAGCUUUAUGGAGGUGAAACGGUGGCCUGGUGGCUAAAGCUCCCGCUUCACACACGGAGGGCCCGGGUUCGAUUCCCGGCGGGUGGAAAUUCCGACACGUUUCCUUACACCUAUUGUCCUGUUCACCUAGCAGCAAAUAGGUACCCGGGUGUUAGUCGACUGGUGUGGGUCGCAUCCUGGGGGACAAGAUUAAGGACCACAAUGGAAAUAAGUUAGACAGUCUCGAUGACGCACUGACUUUCUUGGGUUAUCCUGGGUGGCUAACCCUCCGGGGUUAAAAAUCCGAACGAAAUCUUAUCUUAUCUUAAAAGCUCUUCUCCUCUACGUGCCCUUUCUUAAUAAAGUUAUUAAUUUUAAAGCUAACUUUAUUGAGUAAUAAAGUCAGUAUCAGAGACACUCAAAAUAAAAUUUAUCAUCAUUAUUUUUAUGGAAAGCGUUAAACCUGUAAGGGAGGGGGGAAAUGGGCAAUGAGAUUUAACCCGAAGGACACAACGGCGGGUCCAGUUCCUCGAAUCAAGAGCUUAUUGCCAGCAUGUAAGCAUCGCAGUGCCAAUGAAAUAAUAUCACAAAAAGACGAGAUAUGCUUUAAAAAUACCGUCUUGAUCAUCACAGUUCCUUUGUUAUGGAUUUGUAAGUGGGGGAAGGCUCUUGAUCCAAGGAAUUGGAUCACUGCUAAUUGCCUUCCCCUUCCCCCCAGGCGCUGUAUGAUCCCGUGGCUCAGUAAUGGGGUUUCAAGCUUGUCGACUGGACGAGGAGUCAUUAAGGCUGCAUGUCACCUGUUCAUCACCAGUCAAGACCUUAAGACCGAAAAUAGGGGUUAAACUAUCAGAGUAUACACUGACAGCCAUACACAGCCCAGUGUAUAUACACUGACAGCCAUACACAGCCCAGUGUAUAUACACUGACAGCCAUACACAACCCAGUGUAUAUACACUGACAGCCAUACACAGCCCAGUGUAUAUACACUGACAGCCAUACACAGCCCAGUGUUAUAUACACUGACAGCCAUACACAACCCAGUGUAUAUACACUGACAGCCAUACACAGCCCAGUGUAUAUACACUGACAGCCAUACACAGCCCAGUGUAUAUACACUGACAGCCAUACACAGCCCAGUGUAUAUACACUGACAGACAUACACAGCCCAGUGUAUAUACACUGACAGACAUACACAGUCCAGUGUAUAUACACUGACAGUCAUACACAGCCCAGUGUAUAUACACUGACAGACAUACACAGUCCAGUGUAUAUACACCUCAAGGUUUAUGUCUUAUAAAUUAU